AUGCUCGGACUUCGAAGAACUCCAAUUGGGGUCCUGAGGGCCAUCAAACUACCCAUAAAUUCUACCUCUCACAAACCGUCUUGGAAUGCUAUUUUUACUGCAAGAUUAAACUCUACAUCUGCUAAGGCGGAAAGCAAGGCGGUAUUCACCGAAGAGCAGCUGAAAAAUGCACGCGAUGCGAGACUUAAGGCAUUGGAACCAUACCUAUCGAAGUUGCCGGCCAAAAUUAUCCCUUACGCGGAGUUGAUGCGUCUGGACAAACCCGUGGGGACGUGGCUACUGUAUAUCCCUUGCACUUGGUCUAUCACCAUGGCCGCUACGCAAACUCUGGCCCCUGUUUCCACGACAUUAUGGGCAUUGUUCUUGUUUGGAGCGGGAUCUUUAAUCAUGAGAGGAGCUGGAUGCACGAUCAAUGAUCUUCUGGACCGCAAUCUCGACAAUAAAGUGAUCAGAACCGCGGAAAGACCCAUUACAUCUGGAAGAAUCACGCCUGCGAAAGCAGUGGCAUUUCUAGGUGCUCAAACUACUGUGGGUGUAGGGAUUCUGUCUCAAUUGCCCGCCGAGUGCUGGUGGUUGGGGCUUUCGUCCCUACCUUUAGUCUUCGCGUAUCCAUUGUUCAAGAGAUUCACAUACUAUCCACAGAUGGCUUUAAGCGCAUGCUUUACAUGGGGUGCACUUCUUGGAUAUCCCGCGAUGGGAAUCAUAGACUGGUCUGUCAUGCUUCCGCUGUAUACUAGUAGUUUCCUGUGGUGUAUGACCUACGACACCAUUUACGCUCAUCAAGACAAGAAAUUCGACAUCAACGUUGGCAUCAAGUCAACGGCUUUAGCCUGGGGCGAUCGCAGUCGCAAAAUAUGCACAGCAAUGUCAGUAGCGCAAAUCGGCAUGCUGGGAGCAGCAGGUGCAGCCAGUGGACUACUCAUGGGGCCCGGUUUCUUGGCAGGAACGGCGAUCUUUGGCUACCGCUUGCUUUCCAUGGUAAGAAACGUAAAUCUCGACGAUCCCGCAGAUUGCUGGAAACAUUUUACAAGCAACAUCCGUUCCGGACUAUUUCUCAGCGCUGCGUUGUUAUUUGACUACUUCCUCAAAAUCUUCGGGGUGUUGUAA
Molecule: messenger RNA, 1107 nt
Organism: Lachancea meyersii CBS 8951
Lineage: Eukaryota; Fungi; Ascomycota; Saccharomycetes; Saccharomycetales; Saccharomycetaceae
Source: the annotation of a GenBank genome assembly